Molecule: messenger RNA, 2362 nt
Organism: Abrus precatorius (Indian licorice)
Lineage: Eukaryota; Viridiplantae; Streptophyta; Magnoliopsida; Fabales; Fabaceae
Product: eukaryotic translation initiation factor 2D
Exons: 7
Coding region: 144-1985 (613 amino acids)
Biological process (GO): formation of translation preinitiation complex; translational initiation
Molecular function (GO): RNA binding; translation initiation factor activity
Source: RefSeq, a predicted model, not a curated record
CUAAUAGAAGUUGCUGGAAAGAUUGUGUAUAAAUGGAGAGGGAAGGAAUAGGGAGAAGUUCGCGUGGCAUCUGAAUUGAUUUACAGGGAGAGAAUUAACGCGCGGCGGAGAAGAGUGAAGCGACAGCGAGUGAGGAAACGAGGAUGUUCAAGAAGGCGGUGGAGGCUAAGUCUCAUCAGAGGUUGUCUGGUGCGGACAGAAAGAAGCUGAAGCGAAGCAUUAAAGACAAAUUCCAAAGAGCUUCCGAUUCCGACUUAGACGCUUUGCUUCCUCCCAAGGCAGAGAUAACAGUGGCCAAGUUACAAAACCGAGUCCAUGUAUACGCUGUGGAGGGAGACUUUCCAAUGUUUUUCGAUAUUGAUGGCCGCGGCUCUGAAAUUUUCCCAACAGUUUAUGCACUGUGGAGGGUCCCUGAGCUACUGCCUGCUAUGGUGCUGAAGGGAGGUGAGGUUUCUCGGUUUGUAAUUGGAGGAGCAGACUUGAUGUUCCCAGGGAUUACUGUCCCUCCCGAAGGUCUUCCUUCCUUUGCAGCUGGGGAAACUUGGGCCGUUAAAGUGCCCGGAAACCCCGCUCCCAUUGCCGUUGGGAGUACCACAAUGAGCAGCACCGAAGCAUUGAAGGCUGGAUUACGUGGAAAGGCCCUAAGAAUAACUCAUUACUAUCGUGAUUUGCUUUGGGAAUCAGCUGAGGGCCAUUACGUGCCUAAUGCAGGUUUUUUGGAAGAUGCUGUGUUUGAGGAUCCUUCACUAUUGUUGCUGCCUUCUCGUGAUUCUGAUCUGACCGAGGUUGCUUGUCAGACAUCAAUUGAUCAGCAGAACAACCCAAAUAGUCUUGGAGCAGAGGAAUCUAUGGAUGUAAAUGAGUUACAACCUGACUCCACUCAUGUGUUGACAGCACCAAAUGAUGAUGAAAAUGAUGCUGCAACUGGAGCAACUGAACGCAUGGCUGAUUUGAAGUUAUCAGAUAAUUCUGCCUCUGCUAAUGAUUCUAAUGACCAACAUGCCCUAUCAACUGCAGACAUAGAUUCCCUGUUAGAUAAGUGCCUUCUACAAGCUUUGCAUACAACAGUGAAGGACAAAGACCUUCCCAUGCCUGGAAGCACUCUAUGGUCAAACCAUGUCUUGCCAUGUAGGCCUUCAGGAAUUACUUUAGACAUCAAGAAAUCCUCCUACAAGAAGUUAUCGAAGUGGUUACAAGCAAAAUCCUCCGCUGGCUUGAUAUCAGUGAAAGAAGAUAAAUACAAAAAAGAAGUCAUGCUACUUUCAGUAAAUCGAAACCAUGCUGAUUAUUCAUCCUUUAAGCCUGAAAAAAGGCCAGUGGAGAAAAGUGAUCAGCCCAGUGUUCAGUCUGCCAAUGAAAUUCGUUCAUCCAAAACUCUUGAAGUGGCUGAAAUCUACAAACCGAGUGUACAUGUCAAUUCCAUAUUUUCAUCUGUUGGAGCUGACACAGGGAAACUUUUUAGUGCUGCUGAAGCUUCUGAUGUUGUCUUCAAGUACAUUGAAAAAGAAAAUCUUGUAAAACCAACAGAUAAAUCUAUUGUGGUUCUUGAUGCUAUAUUAUGUGAUGCACUGUUCAAGGGGGCUAUUAAAAAAGGAAUAACUUACCCUACAGAAAUUCACAAGAAGGAUUUGGCACCAACAUUUGUGAACCGUAUGCAACCUCACCAUGUAGUGGCAAGAGGGAAUGAAACAGUGGUUCGUAAAGGGGCACUUAAAACAAUUCAGCUUGUCACAGAACGUCGGCAAGGCAACAAGAAGGUAACCAAACUCUCUGGUAUGGAAACCUUUCUUAUAGAUGCUGAAGCAUUAGCAUCAGAACUGCAGAAGAAGUUUGCUUGCAGUACCUCUGUUGCAGAACUACCAGGUAAGAAAGGGCAUGAAGUUUUGGUUCAGGGAGGAGUUAUUGAUGACCUGGCUAGGCAUUUGAUAGAACAAUAUGGAGUUCCAAAGAGAUAUAUUGAAGUUCUUGAUAAAACCAAGAAAUGAGCACAUAAAGUGGCAUUUUGUAACGCUACUUGGAGUGCUUUACUUAGAUGUGUGGAGCUGUAUGAAUUUUUGUACUUCUCGCACACUUGGUAUUAUUGGGUUGAGGUGAAUGUAGAAAGAGCACACUAAGAAUAGAAAUGAACGAAUCACAAAUGUUCUUUGCAAUUCGAGGAUUUGCCGUUUACAAGUUUAUUGUGAAACUCUGAAUGAGGGAGGCCGCCAUUCAGAUCAACAAACACUCACUUGAGGCAGUGUUACACACUUUUAUUACUAGUCAGUAUGUAAUCUAAAGACAAACUUUUAUUUUAGUUUUUUGAGAUUGUAAGCGUUAACAAUUUUAUUUUUUGACUUAACAAAACUUUAGUUUUUUAUUUUUG